Molecule: messenger RNA, 1235 nt
Organism: Drosophila busckii
Lineage: Eukaryota; Metazoa; Arthropoda; Insecta; Diptera; Drosophilidae
Product: rho GTPase-activating protein 6
Exons: 6
Coding region: 15-1208 (397 amino acids)
Biological process (GO): signal transduction
Source: RefSeq, a predicted model, not a curated record
AUUUUGCCAAUCUGAUGAAAUCUUCAUCAACUUCACAACAAAUUUCACGCAGCCAAUUUGACAUAAGGAAUGUUGAUUUGGACAUGGAUAGAAGUAUUUACGAUGACAGUAAAUCCACUUCACAGUUAAAUGUCCCUAAAUUUAUUUUAAGCUGUAUAGAAUAUUUGGAAGAGCACGGACUUCAAAAAGUAGGUCUAUUUCGAGUCAGUACUUCGAAAAAGCGUUUAAAGCAACUACGUGAUGAUUUUGAUAAAAAUAGAAAUAUGUGCAUUCCGGAUAACACUUGCCCACAUGAUGUAGCAACGUUACUAAAAGAGUUCUUAAGAGAUCUACCCGAACCUCUGCUAUGCAAUCGAUUGUAUUCAACAUUUUUGGAAACUCAGAAAAUUCGAAACCGACGACUACAAUUGGAAGCCAUAUCGCAUUUAAUAAAACUACUACCAAUCGCACAUCGUGACACCUUAUUCGUACUUUUAAGAUUUUUGGCAAAUGUGGCUACGCAUUGCGAUGACAUUCUAGACAAUGAGGGCAAAGUUCAUAUUAGGGGAAAUAAAAUGGACAGCAACAAUUUAUCAACCGUGUUUGCUCCGAACAUUUUACGCGAAGACACCACUGCCAAAUCUACCGAGCGCAGAGAGCAGGGCAAUAUGUCCGACGGAAUAAAUGUCAUCAGAAUUAUGAUUGAUCAUUUCGAAGACGUUUUUAAAGUACCUGGAGACGUUAUUGACAUUUUAUAUUCCCACAUGCUGGAUACUUGUCCCGAUAAAUUAAACGAUGUAAUCAAAAGUAAAUUAAACAAAUCCCUAAGUGCCCAAGGCGCCGAGUCCAUGCCACAAGAUAGUCAAUUUAGUAUCGAAGACUCAGUUGUGGAUUCAAAUGCAGACACACAAUGUAAUGUAAUUAUUUUAUGUGAAGGCAGACGUCAAUCAACGCUGCAAGACAGCAAGAAUGUGUUUUCGGCAAGUUUACAAAUAUCAAACAUGGACCAAAUAUCAACCAAGCAAUUAAAGCAUAGUGGCGUAAGUCAUGAUGAGCCCAAAUUACCAACAAGUAUAUCAAAUAUCGGUGGAGCCACAUUAUAUGCCAAAACAGCCGAAUUUGAAAAAACUGCUGGUAAAAAGAACAAUUUGAAUGUAAGCCAACACAGAAGCAGUAGAGGGUCAACUCUGUAUAAGCGUCAGCAACUAAUAUCCAGCUCACGUCGUUGAGAUUAAAAAAGAAAAGGAAAAGAGAUU